This is a messenger RNA of Coregonus sp. 'balchen', 13348 nucleotides long. The record is from the annotation of a GenBank genome assembly. NCBI's taxonomy places the organism in Eukaryota, Metazoa, Chordata, Actinopteri, Salmoniformes, Salmonidae.
UACAGUUCCUACAGCCAGGCCAGUGCCCAGCAGGGGUAAGUCUUUCUACAUACAGGUUGUGUGCGCUACUAAGAUAAGAGUAUUCUAAUUAAUGCAGCGGAAUGGGUGUUUGUGUAAGUUGGUACAAUUAAUUAUGAUCUACAGAAACACGAUUUAUACUGAAUGAUUGAUCUUGUGUCCCUGCAGGUAUGGCUCCUAUGCUGCUCAGCCCUCACAGGGCUAUGGACAAUCUGCCCAGGUGAGUUUUAUAUUUAGACAAGGCCAUUUAUGAAUUACGCAAUCUGGAAUGCUGGUAAGAGACUCACAAUACUUCCUUGAUCGCAUUCCAUGUUUGCAUACAGCUUGAACUUAAGCACAGGAAAACUUGCCUGCUUGCCCAAGGUACUUGUCAUUAUAUAUUGGUCUAUAUAAGAAUCUUUUGUAUUUCAGCAGGGUUAUAGCCAGCAAGGAUAUGGGUCCUACGCCCAGCCUGCUGCAGCUGAGACCGGAUACUCUCAGGCAGCACCCUCUGCUGGCGGCUAUGCGCAGCAGUAUGGUUCCUCCUAUGGGCAACCAGCACCAGGUCAGUUUCAAAUGGACCAAAAUGAUUGGCCAAGAGUAGUUUUGGGGGAAGGGAAUGAGAAUUGUCCAUCAAAUGCCUCUAACCAGUGACCACAUGUAAUGUCAAUCCUGUAUUUAUAUUACUGCGAAUGUGUUUUGAGGACCUUAAAGGACAAUUUUCAACCCAAGUCACCUUUUUUUGAACUGUGAACCUUUUCUCCUCUAUUGCUAUCAUGUUACAGCUGGGAAUAAAACAGGUUCGACACAGAUUACUUUUCUUACAUCUCUAUCCAUUUCAUGCCACUUAGGCUAAGUCUAUACAAAGUCUUCAAUGGCUUGAUGGAUAGAUCCAUGUAAUAUAUUUAGCAUCAUGUGUAGUAGACUAGUAUUGUGAGUAGACUAGUUGAACCCUGGACAUGAUAGAUUUAUUUGACCCUAUUUACUACAUCUUACUAAUACAAGACAAUAGACCCUUCAUAAUAGUAUUCAUUUCAUCUAACAAUAUUUAACACUAAUUCUAACACACUUCUAAUAACACAAUUGUAUUCUUCUGUGCCAUUAAUAUUCUUCAUCAGUGCUCCUCACUGUCAAGUUUUAUAAGUCCUCGGUCCAGAGUGGGUUAUAGUGUGAUCCAAAUAAGGAACAGAUUGCUUCAUUCAUUUGGGCAGUUCUGGACUAAAAUCCUAACCGGGUUGUACCUGGAAUGAUCAAUCUACGCCUUUUUAACUGUCUCCUGUUUGACCACAGCUGGGUACCCUGCUGCCCAGCCUAGUGCCCAUGGCUACUCCCAGCCUGCCACGGGCUAUGGAGCCAGUGGAUAUGAGAGCGCUCCUGCUGCUGCUCCUGCUGCCUCUCAGCCCUCCUAUGGCUCCCAGCCAGGCUAUGCAGCCCAGUCUGCCUACGCUGGCUACAGCCAGCAGCCUGCCUCCACUGCACCUCAGAGGUAGGCUAAGUAGUCUCACAUUAGGACCAGGGUGUAAUGGAGGUAGUGAUACAGUGAAUGUUACACUUUAUUUUGUUGAUGUUUGUUGAUUUUAGUUUGUACACAGUGGAAGACCAGUUGCAGCUGUCAACCCAUAAGAAUCAUCUAGUGUGUAGAAAUAGUUGUAGCGCUUUUUAUGACCUGAUCAAUCCCUGCCUGUCCCUAAUUACUUCAGUUAUAAUCCCAGCAGCCAGCCUGCUGGCUACAGCCAGAGCAGCUACUCCCAGCCAGGGGGAUAUGCUGCGCAGCAGAGUGGGUACCAGGCCCAGCAGGGAAGCUAUGGGCAGCAGCAGAGUGGGUACCAGCAGCAGCAGCCCCCACCUCAGCAGCAACAGGCCCCUGCCGCGGCCUACCCCCCUCAGGCCUCAGGCUCCUACGGGCAGCCUGCAGGCAGCCAGUAUGGACAACAAAGUGGACCUCAAAGUGGUUACAACCAGUCAAGCCAUUACAGUAAGAGCAGCAGUCUCCCCUGUUUUUUUAACACACACACAUGAGCAUUGCAAUAUGCCUACCUGCUAGUUAUUGUCAUAGUCAUGUUGAUGUUCCUUCCUUUUCACACAAGGGCAUUUAUGCUAAUCCUCAUGUUAUUCUGUAGAUAACUAUGGACAGGAGGGCAGAGGCAGCUCUGGCUACUCUGGCUCUGAGCCUGCUAGGUUCCCAGGGGCAGGGGAGAGCCGUGGGCCCCCCAGGGAUGGCUAUGACAGGGGCGGCAUGAUGCACGGUGGCAGGGGACGUGGGGGCAUGGGCCGUGGAGGCAUGGGGUAAGUCACUCUCCUUAUUGCUCAACUUAACUUCCAUCCACUCUUGCAGGUGCUGCGGCCAGGCUGAGCAGGGCUGAGUCUAAAGUUUCCCUAAAACAUUAAUUGGGUGAAGUUAUAACCCUACAAAAGUAAAAUAGAUAUCUCUUUUAUUAGUGGGGACAGUCAAACUGUUUACUUUCGUGUAGGAUCAAAUAUCUAAUGCCUACAAAAAGUAUCAUGAAGGGACCCUCCAUUAGUGGGUACAAACUCUUAGCCCUGCCAUACAGUGGCCAAAGGUAAGAAGGGAAUAUGUUUUCAUGAAUCAAAGAGCUGGGACUGACAUUCGUGAACAGAAAGCUGGAGUUUUAAACUUUUCAAUCGGAUACCCCUUUUUGCUGUACCGCAGCUUUACAGGUGUAUAUAAUCUAUAGCAUUGAUUAUGGUCCAUCUAUUUACAAGGCUUCAGGGUCACUGCUGUGGGUUUCAAUGAUUUGGUGGGCACACCGCACCUUUUUAAAUGAUUGCUCUGCGGUUAAAAACGUUUUAAGAUGGUAUAAAAAGGUACCUAUUUAAUCCAUCCUCUGGUUUUCAUUUUAAAAAGCUGACCCAGAAGGUAUUUGGGAGUAUGCACUAUGGAAGUUUAGUUGCUAACUGAUUACCUCAUAAUUUGGCUUGUGUUGACUAUAUAUAACAGUAUUAUUUCAUAUUAAGCGAUUACUUAACUCUUGAAACCACAAAAUCCUUAGCUUUAAGCUAACAAAACUUUGCAAAACAAGACAAGCUUUUUCUCAUUGGUGUUGGGAGGUGUGCCCCUUUCUGUCCAAUUAGCUAAUUUCUGGACAAUAUUUCGGGGGGUGUUUUUUGCCUCACGACCCCCAGGGGCAGAUCUUCUAAAAUAACCUACAUUUGUUUAAUAAGCAAGACACAUUGAUUGCCUAUACCAAGGAAUUUAUUUGCAUACUAAGUUGAGGUCAAUGCACAUUUGGGGUUUGGAGUUUUUUCCUGGAAAACCAAUAAAGUACAUUUCUACAGGAUACAUCCAUGCAGAACUAAAGUUAUCCCCCUUAUAGGCUGGUGGUACUAUACUGGCAACCUGGAGCCUUUCAUGUUUUGUUAAAGCUUUCUGGGCAUUAUGAUGGCACCUAUAUUUUAAUUGUAGAGUUUGUGGUGAGGUUGAUUCCAUUGAGUAACAGACAGCUCAAGGUAAUAUCCCUGUAACAAGAAAACAAAAAAAGGAUCACGUGUUCACUAGGUCACACCAGACUCAUAUGUUCAAUUAUGUUUUGCCCUAGGCUUACAUUAUAUUAGAAUGUUAUUCAGUACAUGGCUGUGUAUUUGCCCUAAAGGGAUGAUCAACGUGAAUAAUUCCCCCUUUGUCUACAGCACAAUAUUUUAUUAAUUACAGGACAUUUGUGACAUUUCUUACCCUCAAUUAGAUAAUGUUAUUGAUUUUGUCCUGUUUUAAAGUUGAAAGUAGGCUAUAUCGCAACCCUAGUCUUUUUAUUUAUUUUUUAUAGUCAUAUGUAACUCCUGCUUUUACUUUCAUACAGUAUAGCUUUUAGGGCAAAAUGUUUUGGGUCCGGUUUCCCAGAGUAAGCCUAGUCCUUGACUAAAAAAAAUGCUCAGAAUGCUUUUUAGUCUUUGGACUAAGCUUAAUCUGUGUCUGGGGAAACCAGCCUUUAUUUGUUUUUUAAAUGUGGUUUGGAUUACAAAUGUUGUUUAAUCAAAUGAACACCUUUUUAACAUGCUUUGUCACAUUUACGCUACAGGUAACACAGUGAGAGCCAUGUAAACCAUCUAUAUUCUAUAAAGUACCUGUACUCAAUACAGAGCCGGCAGCUUAAACAACCGAAGGGGUUAAACCACAGAGAUUUGGGUUCUGCCUUAAAUCCAAGAGAUGAGGAUGGUGCUGUCUAAUGCGUGCUGGGAAACUUUUUAAAAUUAUGAUUAUACUAUACAAAUUGUAUUAUUACUUUUACCUUGGUGAACAUUGUCACAAGGUCAAGUUAAAUUCUGUAUUUAUUAGAAUUGUGUAACUUCAAUUCAUGUUUUUGUAAAAGAAUGUACAUGGAUGGUGUGUUUUUGGUUUUAAUUUCAAAGGUGACUGUAAUCACCUGUUUUUGUUUUGUAAUAUUUCAGAUGCUUUGCAUUUGACAACUUAAAUCAUUUGUUUUAACUCGUAUAGCCAUUUGCUUCCAACUGUAAAGUGGACAUAAUACACUAGCCUUCCACAUAUUUAACUGUAAGUUAUAUCUUGUCAGUAUAGUAUCUCCAGGCUAGCCAUUAUUAAACUACAUAUGGAAUGCAUCUAGAGGUUUUCCUUUGUAACAAAUUCCUGGGAUUCUGACCCAUAUUUCCCCAAAGGUAAUUGAGUUUUAACACCCCUCAGCUAGCUCCAAACUAGCCAGUAUCUGCUAUCAAAUGCUGUCGUUAAGAAGCCUUCUAGUAAAGGAAUGAUGCCAUAUAGUUGCUGUUAAUUCCUUCAUUCCCAUUAACUGGAUUGCAUAGACUGUAUAGGCAUGUUGGGGGUUGUUAAAUGAACUAGUCAGAAAUGUUUCCUUGAACCUCCCCAAACGAGCCAUGGGGCUCCAUGCAUGGAAGUGGCUGUUAAAAGGGAUAUCGCCUUCAUAUCUCCAUUUAUUCCCCCAUAGCGUCGCUGGAGACAGAGGUGGCUUCAAUAAGCCCGGUGGUAAGUUAACGAGUAUUACACUGGCUAGUCCACUCUAGACCUUUACCUACUAGAGCAUGUACGCGCUGAGCAUUUACCUAAGCCCUUACAUUGGUGUGCGCAGCAUUCUUUUUGGGGUAGCCAAAUAUGUAGGUGGCUAUUAGAAUGGAUGGAAAUAGAGGGGGAUCCAGUUUAAAUGUCUGAGACAUCUGUUUGGAAAGGGGUACUUUUUACUCUGGUUUAUAUCACUCACUGCCUAAGGUAACCUUGAAAAGCAAGGUACUCUUAUUUCACAAUGACAAGUUAAUGACAAAUGACUGCUGCUAAGAAAUGUCAGUUUUGAAAAAUGGUUUUUGCAUUUACAAUUUCAUGGCGCCAAACCCCUGGUAUUUUUUGGGAAGAUUAUUAUGUGGUUUCUUAGGAACUUUUCUUAUGGCACACAUUUUUAUACAAAAGGGUCUGAGGUUUUUAUUUACAUCAUGAUCAAUAUAUUUUCAAUUUUCCAAAAUGUCUGACGCCUGUGUUCUGGAGGAGUGUGUCUGUAUUAUCACUUCAAAUACUCUUCAGCAGUUUAGCAGUGGACUUGAGUGGCACAAACUGACUUCUUUGCCUUUUUUCUCUCCCCCUCGCCUGAUGGACAACAGGACCCAUGAACAACGGAGCAGUGCGUAACAUGGGUAAGCAGAUACUAAAUGACCAACACUUAUAUCAUAGAUCAGAUGCAUUGGAGGAUCAACUGCUAACCUUUUACGUUUAUCUUACUGGUUUGGUAGGUUUGCAUCUGCCUGCAAGGCUUUAUUGCAUUGAUCUUGGUCCAGUUUAAUGGCUUAUGCUAUGAAUCUGAGAUGAAUAAGGACAGUGCAGUGGAAGUGUAGCUGUAGUGUUUUCUGUCAAUUUUUUAACGGUAGUUCUCUAUCUGUUUAGGGCGCCCUGAGGAGCAGGAUGACUCUGAGAACAGCACCAUCUACAUCACAGGACUCACAGAGAACGCCACUCUGGAGGAGAUGGCUAUCUUCUUCAAAGACCCUGGACCCAUCAGGGUGAGUACAAUCUCUCAAUCUAAGGACCUCAAUUUAGACACGCAUUAGGUUGUAUUUGUCUCUUCCAAAACAUGCUGAUGUACACUGGGAAAAAAAUAUUAAUGCAACAAUUUCAAAGAUUAUACUGAGUUACAGUUCAUAUAAGAAUCUAUCUAUUGAAAUAAAUUCAUUACGCCCUAAUCUAUGGAUUUCACAUGACUGGGAAUACAGAUAUGCAUCUGUUGGUCACAGAUACUGUACCUUGAAGAAAAGAUGGGCAUUGAUCAGAAAACCAGUCAGUAUCUGGUGUGACCACCAUUUGUCUCAUGCAGCGCGACACAUAUCCUUCACAUACGGUUGAUCAGGCUGUUGUUGAUUGUGGCCUGUGGAAUAUUGUCCCACUCCUCUUCAAUGGCUGUGCGAAGUUGCUCGACAUUGGCGGGAACUGGAACCCGCUGUCGUACAUUAUCAUGCUGAAACAUGAGGCGAUGGCGGCGGGUGAAUGGCACAACAAUGGGCCUCAGGCUCUCGUCACGGUAUCUCUGUGCAUUCAAAUUGCCAUCGAUAAAAUGCUAUUGUGUUCGUUGUCCGUAGUUUAUACCUGCCCAUACCAUAACCCCACCGCCACCAUGGGGCACUCUGUUCACAACAUUGAUCAGCAAACCGCUCGCCCACACGCUAUCUGCCCGGUACAGUUGAAACCGGGAUUAAUCUGUGAAGAGCAUACUUCUCCAGCGUGCCAGUGGCCGUAGAAGGUGAGCAUUUGCCCACUGAAGUCGGUUACGAUGCCGAACUGCAGUCAGGUCAAGACCCUGGUGAGGACGACAAGCACGCAGAUGAGCUUCCCUGAGACGGUUUCUGACAGUUUGUGCAGAAAUUAUUCGGUUUUGCAAACCCACAGUUUCAUCAGCUGUCCGGGUGGCUGGUCUCAGACGAUCCCGCAGGUGAAGCCGCCGGAUGUGGAGGUCCUGGGCUGGCAUGGUUACACGUGGUCUGCGGUUCUGAGGCCGGUUGGACAUACUGCCAAAUUCUCUAAAACGACGUUGGAGGCGGCUUAUGGUAGAGAAAUGAACAUUCAAUUAUCUGGCAACAGCUCUGGUGGACAUUCCUGCAGUCAGCAUGCCAAUUGCACGCUCCCUCAACUUGAGACAUCUCUGGCAUUGUGUUGUGACACAACUGCGCAGUUUAGAGUGGCCUUUUAUUGUCCACAGCGCAAGGUGCACCUGUGUAAUGAUCAUGCUGUUUAAUCAGCUCCUUGAUAUGCCACACCUGUCAGGUGGAUUAAUUAUCUUGGCAAAGGAGAAAUGCUCACUAACAGGGAUGUAAACAAAUUUGUGCACAAAAUUUGAGAGAAAUUUGCUUUUUUGUGCGUAGGGAACAUUUCUGGAAUCUUUUAUUUCAGCUCCUGAAACAUAGGACCAACACUUUACAUGUUGCAUUUAUAUUUUUGAUCAGUGUAUUAUAUGGCCAAUGUUUUUGUUGUCUUGUUCUCAUUUAAUUAGAGGACUGAACAGUUAAUGAAUGCUCUCAAAAAUAAUGGCAACUGCAGAUAACUGUCAAUGGUGUGGUAGGUUGACUUUUGAGUGAUUAAUUCCUCUUUUAUUGUUCAGAUGAACCGGAGGUUGGGCAAGCCUGCCAUCAACAUCUACACAGACAAUGAUUCAGGGAAGCCCAAGGGAGACGCCACACUGUCCUACGAGGAGCCCGCCUUUGCCAAAGCUGCUGUAGAGUUAUUUGAUGGUAGGUCUCACUGGCCCUUUUUAACCUGCAUCAGCCUACUCUCUGGUUCUACUCUUGAACCAUGCAUAGCAGGACUUGUGUUGAUGUGCACUGAAAUGUACUUUAGAAUACUAGUAAUAACCAUUAACUCAUGUCUUUUUCUCUCUCUCCAUUUCUCUUUAUUCCUGUUACGUUCUGUUCCUGACCUCCACAGGGAAAGAGUACCAGGGCAGGAGGCUGAAGGUGUCCAUGGCUCGCCGUAAGCCCAUGAUGGGUGGAAUGAGAGGGGGCAUGCCCAUGAGGGGUGACAUGAUGGGCCGUGGAGGACCUGGAGGUAUAUUUAAGUCAACUGUUUGUUUGUGAGAUUGACACUGGUUCAAAACUGAAAAUGCACUGAACAAAAAUAUAAAUGCAACAUGUAACAAUUUCAAAGAUUUUACUGAGUUACAGUUCAUAUAAGGAAAUUGGUCAAUUGAAAUAAAUUCAUUAAGCCCUAAUCUAUGCAUUUCACAUAACUGGGAAUACAGAUAUGCAGCUGCUGGUCACAGAUGCCUUAAAGGUAGGAACAUGGAUCAGAAAACCAGUCAGGAUCUGGUGUGACCACCAUUUGCUUCAUGCAGCACAACACAUCUCCUUCGCAUAGAGUUGAUCAGGCUGUUUAUUGUGGAAUGUUGUCCCACUCCUCUUCAAUGGCUUUGCGAAGUUGCUGGAUAUUGGUGGGAACUGGAACACACAGUCGUACACGUCGAUCCAGAGCGUCCCAAACAUGCUCAAUGGGUGACAUGUCUGGUGAGUAUGCAGGCCAUGGAAGAACUGGGACAUCCAGAAAUUGUGUACAGAUGCUUGCGACAUGGGGCCGUGCAUUAUCAUGCUGAAACAUGAGGUGAUGGUGGCGGAUGAAUGGCACAACAAUGGGCCUCAGGAUCUCGUCACGGUAUCUCUGUGCAUUCAAAUUGCCAUCGAUAAAAUGCAAUUGUGUUCAUUGCCCGUAGCUUAUGCCUGCCCAUACCAUAACCCCACCGCCACCAUGGGGCACUGUGUUCACAAUGUUGACAUCAGCAAAUCUGUACAGUUGAAACCGUGAUUCAUCUGUGAAGAGCACACUUCUCCAGCGUGCCAGUGAACAUUUGCCCACUGAAUUCGGUUACGACGCCGAACUGCAGACAGGUCAAGACCCUGAUGAGGACGACGAGCACGCAGAUGAGCAUCCCUGAGACUGUUUCUGACAGUUUGUGCAGAAAUUCUUCGGUUGUGCAAACUCAGUUUCAUCAGCUGUCCGGGUGGCUGGUCUCAGACGAUCCCGCAGAUGAAGAAGCCAGAUGUGGAAGUCCUGGGCUGGUGUGGUUGUGAUGCCGGUUGGACGUACUGCCAAAUUCUCCAAAACGACAUUGGAGGCGGCUUAUGGUAGAGAAAUGAACAUUCAAUUAACUGGGAACAGCUCUGGUGGACAUUCCUGCAGUCAGCAUGCCAAUUGCACGCUUCCUCAACUUGAGACAUCUGUGGCAUUGUAUUGUAACACAACUGCACAUUUUAGUGGCCUUUUAUUUUCCCCAGCGCAAGGUGCACCUGUGUAAUGAUCAUGCUGUUUAAUCAGCUUAUUGGUAUGCCACACCUGUCAGGUGGAUGGAUUGUCUUGGCAAAGGAGAAAUGCUCACUAACAGGGAUGUAAACAAAUUUGUGCACAAAAUUUGAGAACUUUUUGUGCAUAUGGAACAUUUCUAGGAUAUUUUAUUUCACCUCAUGAAACAUGGGACCAACACUUUACAUGUUGCGUUUUAUAUUUUUGUUCAGUAUAUAUACAGUUGAAGUCGGAAGUUUACAUACACCUUAGCCAAAUACAUUUAAACUCAGUUUUUCACAAUUUCAGCUUUUAUUUCUUUCAUCACAUUCCCAGUGGGUCAGAAGUUUACAUACACUCAAUUAGUAUUUGGUAGCAUUGCCUUUUAAAUUGUUUAACUUGGGUCAAACGUUUCGGGUAGCCUUCCACAAGCUUCCCACAAUAAGUUGGGUGAAUUUUGGCCCAUUCCUCCUGACAGAGCUGGUGUAACUGAGUCAGGUUUGUUGGCCUCCUUGCUCGCACAUGCUUUUUCAGUUCUGCCCACACAUUUUCUAUAGGAUUGAGGUCAGGGCUUUGUGAUGGCCACGCCAAUACCUUGACUUUGUUGUCCUUAAGCCAUUUUGCCACAACUUUGGAAGUAUGCUUGGGGUCAUUGUCCAUUAGGAAGACCCAUUUGUGACCAAGCUUUAACUUCCUGACUGAUGUCUUGAGAUGUUGCUUCAAUAUAUCCACAUAAUUUUCCUUCCUCAUGAUGCCAUCUAUUUUGUGACGUGCACCAGACCCUCCUGCAGCAAAGCACAUUUACAUUUACAUUUUAGUCAUUUAGCAGACGCUCUUAUCCAGAGUGACUUACAGGUAGUGAGUGCAUACAUUUUUCAUACACCCCCACAGCAUGAUGCUGCCACCCCCGUGCUUCACGGUUGGGAUGGUGUUCUUCGGCUUGGCACGCCAUCCCCCUUUUUCCUCCGAACAUAACGAUGGUCAUUAUGGCCAAACAGUUCUAUUUUUGUUUCAUCAGACCAGAGGAAAUGUCUCCAACAAGUACGAUCUUUGUCCCCAUGUGCAGUUGCAAACCGUAGUCUGGCUUUUUUAUGGCGGUUUUGGAGCAGUGGCUUCUUCCUUGCUGAGCGGCCUUUCAGGUUAUGUCGAUAUAGGACUCAUUUUACUGUGGAUAUAGAUACUUUUGUACCUGCUUCCUCCAGCAUCUUCACAAGGUCCUUUGCUGCUGUUCUGGGAUUGAUUUGCACUUUUUGCACCAAAGUACGUUCAUCUCUAGGAGACAGAACGCGUCUCCUUCCUGAGCGGUAUGACGGCUGCGUGGUCCCAUGGUGUUUAUACUUGCGUACUAUUGUUUGUACAGAUGAACGUGCUGCCUUCAGGCGUUUGGAAAUUGCUCCCAAGGAUGAACCAGACUUGUGGAGGUCUACAAUUUUUUAUCUGAGGUCUUGGUUGAUUUCUUUUGAUUUUCCCAUGAUGUCAAGCAAAGAGGCACUGAGUUUGAAGGUAGGCCUUGAAAUACAUCCACAGGUACACCUCCAAUUGAAUCAAAUGAUGUCAAUUAGCCUAUCAGAAGCUUCUAAAGCCAUGACAUCAUUUUCUGGAAUUGUCUAAGCUGUUUAAAGGCACAGUCAACUUAGUGUAUGUAAACUUCUGACCCACUGGAAUUGUGAUACAGUGAAUUAUAAGUGAAAUAAUCUGUCUAAACAAUUGUUGGAAAAAUUACUUGUGUCAUGCACAAAGUAGAUGUCCUAACCGACUUGCCAAAACUAUAGUUUGUUAACAAGAAAUUUGUGCAGUGGUUGAAAAACGAGUUUUAAUGACUCCAACCUAAGUGUAUGUAAACUUCAGACUUCAACUGUAGUUGCCCCACAUUUGCCAUGAAAAUAUAAUGAAAUAUUGAAACAACCCCUGGUGUGUGUUAUCAGGCAUGAUGGGCCGUGGAGGAGAGCGUGGAGGUUUUGUCCCACGAGGAGGACCACAUGGUAUGGGCAGAGGUGGGCCAGGUGGCCCAGGUGGCAACAUGCAGCAGAGAGCUGGAGACUGGGAGUGCCCCAACCAGUAAGGACCUCUCAAGAAAGAGCUUUCCACUUUUUUAAAAUUAAGUUACAGUACAGUUAGUGGUUUUUGUGUAUAUCACUGAAUGGUUGUCCUUCUCAGGGGCUGUGGCAACCAGAACUUUUCCUGGAGGAUGGAGUGUAACCAGUGCAAAGCUCCCAAACCAGAUGGCUUUGGGCCCCCUUCAGGUACAGCUGUCACUGGCACAGCAGCAUUAUUGUUAGGGCCUGGUUCAACUGUAGACAGGAACCAUUAUAACAAUUUGUGUUAUUUGAGCAACAAGGGCUUAAUUACCUUCCCUGUUUCACAUGUAUCUUAAUGUUUGCAAUGUAAACACAGCCAAAUCAAACAAAAACAGGUUUAUCACCUUGACUUCAGGGUCCAUGCUUAGCGGUUGUACUACUCUGAACAAAAAUAUAAACGCAACAUGUAAAGUGUUGGUCCCAUGUUUCAUGAGCUGAAACUAAAAAAUCCCAGAAAUGAUCCAUACGCACAAAAACCUUAUUUCUGUCAAAUUUGUUAAUACCUGUUAGUGAGCAUUUCUCCUUUGCUAAGAUAAUCCAUCUAUCUGACAGGUGUAGCAUGUCAAGAAGCUGAUUAAACCGUAUGAUCAUGACACAGGUGCUGGGGACAAUAAAAGGCCACUUUUAAAAUGUGCAGUUUUGUUGCACAACACAAUGCCACAGAUGUCUCAAGUUUUGAGGAAGCUUGCAAUUGGCAUGCUGACUGCAGGAAUGUCCACCAGAGCUGUUGCCAGAGAAUUGAAUGUUCCAUAGAAUUCGGCCGUACGUGUAACCGGCCUCAAAAUCGCAGACCACGUAUAACCACCCCAGCCCAGGACCUCCACAUCCGGCUUCUUCACCUGUGGGAUUGAUGGAGAGGGGGUGCUGAGGAGGAUUUGUCUGUAAUAAAUCCCUUUUUUGGGGAAAAACUCAUUCUGAUUGGCUGGGCUCCCUAGUGGGUGGGCCUAUAUCCUCCCAGGCCAACCCAUGGCUAUGCCCCAGCCCAGUCAUGUGAAAUCCAUAAAUUAGGCCCAAUUCAUUUAUUGCAAUUGGCUGAUUUCCUUUAUAUGAACUGUAACUCAGUAAAAUCUUAGAAAUUGUUGUAUUUAUUUUUGUUCUGUAUAGUUUAGUGUCAAUACUGGGGAAACAUGAAACCAUCCAUGUGCAGCAGUCUGUUUACUGUAAUUGAAAGCUUUGGUGUUGGAGGGGCUUGCUCUGUGUGCACUGGGAAUACUACUUAUGUUUAAUAAUCUCAUGUUUCCCUUCCUGUUAACGUGUGUAUGUCUACGAUAGUCUGGUGGCAAGCUUAACUGGGUCUUGUGUGAUUUUUGUUCAGGUGGUGAGCGAGGCAGGGGUGGAAUGGGGAUGCGUGGGGGCAGAGGGAUGGACCGUGGCGGGCCUGGUGGUCCUGGAGGCUUCCGUGGAGGAUGGGGAGGUGGUGGUGGAUUCAGGGGACGGGGUGGAAUGGACCGAGGGGGAUUCCGAGGGGCUAGCAGGGGAGGACCGCCUAUGGACCGAGGAAGAGGAAUGGGUAGAGGAGGAAUGGGGGGGCCCCCAGGCAAGAUGGAUAUGAGGUAAAGGAACAUGUUGGACUGCUUUCAUCAUACUCAUGUAUUACUUACUUUAUGUAUGUUUGUUGGACACUAAAUGAUUGCUCUUUCUCUCUCAUAGGGACCAUCGCCAGGAACGCAGAGACCGACCCUACUGAAAGACAGCAAUUUGAAUUUUCCAUUUAGUGCAGGAUUUGAUUUUUAAAAUUAAUUUAUGAUUCCGUUUUUAUUAAUGGUUAUAGAACUGCUUUUGAAAUACUCUGGUGCAGUUUCAUUGAACUCGUAGUUAAACGUUUUUUUUUUUUUUUAAUAGUUUUGUUUACCCUUGGUUCAGUUAUUUCGACUUGUGCACAUUUAUUUUUUGUAUUUCUUAGAUGUACAGACUGAUUUUUGGACAGUUUAUUGUAAAACAUGACACUUAUUUUUUAAUUGUAAUUGCUUCUACUUCCCACAGCUGUGUAAUGAUAAACAAUUUUGAAAAUAAAUUGUCCACCCUGAUUUGAUGCUAAAAGAAA